CUCACAUUCCUGGCUCUUGGGAUACAAAAUCUUAUCGAUAGGAAGCCUGCUGAAGCCAGACGAAGAAGAGAGAGAUGAGGAAGGAGAGCUUGGCCUUGUUGGCGACCCUCGUGCUGCUGCUGCCAACCGCGGAAUCCAACCUCAGCAGGGAUGACUUCCCUCCGGGCUUCAUCUUUGGAGCAGGAACUUCGGCUUACCAGGUGGAGGGUGCUGCUGCUGAGGAUGGUAGGACUCCAAGUAUAUGGGAUACGUAUACUCGUGCAGUAUCAAAAUGAAGUUUCUCUUCACCCGUCAAGGAGAAAUAUAAAGUUCUUAAAGGUACUCUGCAAUUGGAAGACCAAAUCACCGAUCAAUUCAGAAAAUACUCUAAUGAAUUCAUCAGGGGGAAUGCUGGACAAUAGCACAGGAGAUGUGACUUCCGAUCAAUACCACAAAUAUAAGGAAGACGUGAAGCUAAUGGUUGAUACAGGACUCGACUCCUACAGAUUCUCCAUCUCUUGGUCGAGGCUUCUACCGAAUGGAAGAGGAGCCAUUAAUCCGAAAGGCUUGGCUUACUACAACAAUCUCAUCGAUGAGCUACUGAGAUAUGGAAUAACGCCACAUGUGACAAUCUAUCAUUAUGAUCUUCCACAAGUACUUGAAGACGAGUACGAAGGAUGGCUGAGCCAUAAAAUUGUGGAGGACUUCACAGCAUUUGCCGAUGUCUGCUUCAGAGAAUUCGGCGAUAGGGUGUCUCAGUGGACCACCAUCGUCGAACCUAAUGUAAUGGCGAUAGGGUCAUUCGACAAUGCAAUAUUUCCACCUGGCCGAUGUUCUAAUCCUUUCGGCUUAUUCAAUUGCACCGUCGGUGACUCCACCACCGAGCCGUAUACUGCAGUUCACAACUUCUUAUUGGCGCAUGCAUCUGUUGUCUCAUUGUACAGAACAAAGUAUCAAGCCAAACAAAAUGGGAGGAUAGGCUUGAAUGUGUACUCCAUGUGGUGUUAUCCAUCGACGAACUCAACAUUAGACUUGCAAGCAACCCAAAGAUUAUUGGACUUCUUCGUCGGCUGGAUCAUAAAUCCCCUGGUUUUUGGAGACUACCCAAAGGUCAUGAAGAAGAUUGUCCGCUCGAGGCUCCCUUCCUUCACGGAGGAGCAAUCGGAGCAACUAAAGGGUUCAUUCGACUUCAUCGGCCUGAAUCAUUAUUCGUCGAUCUGGGUCAAGGACAACUCCGAUGCCUCCGAGACUGCACCUCGUGAUUUCAACGCAGAUCUCUUUGCCAAAUUCGCUUUUUCAAAGAACGAUACACCAGGCAGUGAGUUAGUCCCUACUGACAUACCCUUCGAUCCUGCUGGCCUGCAACAUCUGUUGGAGUACAUCAGAGACGCUUAUGGAAAUCCUCCGGUUUAUAUCGAAGAAAAUGGUUAUGGGCUUGGAUUAAAUGGCACAAUCUCCGACGUCAAGAGGGCGAACUACUUGAGUGGUUACAUUGGCAGCACGCUCGAUGGUAUUAGGAAGGGAGCCAAUGUGAAAGGAUACUACGUGUGGUCAUUUCUAGAUGUCUUCGAGUUCUUGUCUGGGUUUCAGUCACCAUUCGGACUAUACCAUGUGGAUUUCAAAGAUGAAAACCGCAGAAGACAACCUAAGCUCUCUGCACUUUGGUACUCCGACUUCCUCAAGAAGAAGAAGAAGAAGACUAGCACGAAUAUAAACAUGAUGGGACUGCAUCAAAGAUCUCACUCUCAACGGUGACUCAUGUGAUGGUUAUCCUGUUGCUUUUGAUAAAGAGUGAAGUUGCAUCAUUGUUUCCUACAAUGUUCUCUCUUCGUCUUCGUCUUCGUCUUCGUCUUCGUCUCAUCUCCUCACAUAUCUUCAUUUGCUUACUAUAUAUGCUGCUUCGUGUCAUCCUCUCUAUUGUUACUUCUUCUUAUUUAUUUCGUUCUAUCAGUGUUGAAACUUUGAAUAUGAUGAUACCAAAUGGACUUCUUGAAGUAGAAUCAUUGGGUGACACUUUGAUGACUAA
Molecule: messenger RNA, 2005 nt
Organism: Musa acuminata AAA Group (dessert banana)
Lineage: Eukaryota; Viridiplantae; Streptophyta; Magnoliopsida; Zingiberales; Musaceae
Product: beta-glucosidase 22-like
Exons: 14
Coding region: 151-1734 (527 amino acids)
Biological process (GO): carbohydrate metabolic process
Molecular function (GO): beta-glucosidase activity
Source: RefSeq, a predicted model, not a curated record